AUGGCAGACCCAUCAGCCACCUAUACUCCUCUCUCCGAUGAAAAAUCUCCGGCAAGAAGCCACAACAACGAUGAAAAUGUAGUGUCUAACGAGACAGAUGGACAUGAGCUUUUGACAUCUGAGAAAAUAGAGCAGCUGAUUUCUAGCAGUCCAAAAUUGCAGGAGCUUCCAUGGAAUGAUGCCAUGUUAUCAUGGCAAAGAACUGCCUUUCAUUUUCAACCUGAAAAAAACUGGAUGAAUGAUCCUAAUGGUCCAUUGUUCUACAAUCGUUGGUACCAUUUCUUCUACCAAUACAACCCGAAUGCUGCAGUGUGGGCUACUGACAUAGCAUGGGGUCAUGCUGUCUCAAAGGACCUAAUUAAUUGGUUCCAUCUCCCAUUAGCAAUGGUUCCUGACCAAUGGUAUGACCAAAAUGGAGUCUGGUCUGGUUCUGCUACCAUCAUUCAAGAUGGUAAAAUUAUCAUGUUAUACACUGGAAUAACCGAUAAAACAGUUCAGGUUCAGAAUCUUGCAUAUCCUGAAGACUGCGAUGACCCUCUCCUCUUAAAAUGGCUCAAAUACUCAGGUAAUCCAGUUAUAGUCCCACCACUGGGAGUCGGAAGUACGGAUUUUCGUGAUCCGUCAACUGCUUGGUUGACAUCUGAAGGGAAAUGGAGGAUUACCAUAGGGGCUCAAGUUGACAAAAACGGCAGAGCCUUAGUCUAUGAUACUGAAGAUUUCAUAAGCUAUGACUUGCAAGAAGGGAUGCUUCAUGGUGUUGAUGGAACCGGCAUGUGGGAGUGUGUUGAUUUUUAUCCAGUGUCGAAAACGAGUGAUAAAGGAUUGGAUACAUCUGCUAAUGGUCCUGAAGUGAAGCAUGUACUCAAGAUAAGUCCUUUUGAUUACCAACAUGAUUACUAUGCAAUCGGAAGUUAUGACGAAAAGAAAGCAGCAUGGUAUCCUGAUAAUCAAGAUAUUGAUGCUGUUAUGGGGCUUCGGUACGAUUAUGGCAAGUUCUAUGCAUCUAAGGUGUUUUAUGAUCAGAAUAAGGAGAGACGAGUGUUGUGGGGAUGGAUUGGUGAGACUGACAGUCAAGCUGCUGAUAUCAAGAAAGGAUGGGCAUCUCUUCAGAGCAUUCCUAGGACAGUUUUAUUGGACUCAAAGACAGGUACCAAUCUGCUUCAAUGGCCAGUGGAAGAGGUAGAGAGUUUGAGAUUAAAAAGCUACGAUUUCGAGAAAAUUGAAGUAAAGCCAGGGUCAGUUGUCCCCCUUGAUAUUGGAGCAGCAGAACAGCUAGAUAUCAUUGCGGAGUUCGAGUUUGAUAAAAGAGAAUUGGAGAAUACAGCUGCAAAUGAAGAAUUCAGCUGCGAGACAAGUAAAGGAGCUGCUCACGGCAAUGCAUUAGGACCAUUCGGUCUUUUGGUUCUUGCAGAUGAAAGCCUUGCUGAGCAGACUCCGGUAUACUUUUAUGUUAUAAAAGGACAAAAUGGAACUUUAAAAACCUUCUUCUGCACAGACCAACAAAGGUCUUCUCUAGCAAAUGAUGAUAACAAACAAAUCUAUGGAAACUCUGUUCCAGUCCUAGAGGGUGAAAAGUUCUCUCUCAGAAUUUUGGUGGAUCAUUCGAUCAUUGAAAGCUUUGCUCAAGGCGGUAGAACAUGCAUAACCUCCAGGGUUUAUCCAACAAGGGCUAUCAAUGGAGCUGCUAAGCUGUUGUUGUUCAACAAUGCCACAGAGGCUAGUGUUAGAGCUUCACUCAAGAUAUGGCAAAUGGAUUCUGCAUCCAUUCUCCCCUAUCCUAAUAUGCAGUAGACGGAAACCUAUCCUGUCAAGUCUGCCUAUCUUGUUUUAACAUGUACACCAUUUCUUUACCUAAAACAGAUGUAUGUACACAUUUGGAUGUAUUUACACCACAAUGUCCUUGGAUAUGGUAAGUAUUCUGAGUGUUGCAUACUUGAUUAAUAAAAAGUUAUUGUUUACCUACA
Mercurialis annua (annual mercury) is the source of this 1964-nucleotide messenger RNA. RefSeq names its product acid beta-fructofuranosidase-like. Gene Ontology annotation, biological process: carbohydrate metabolic process. The transcript has 7 exons. Bases 1 to 1791 code for a protein of 596 amino acids. The record is from RefSeq and is a predicted model, not a curated record. Gene Ontology annotation, molecular function: hydrolase activity, hydrolyzing O-glycosyl compounds. Lineage: Eukaryota; Viridiplantae; Streptophyta; Magnoliopsida; Malpighiales; Euphorbiaceae.